GGGUGGGGAGCAGCUGAUGCUAUUUUGGAAAGGCGGAUAUAAAGAAAGGGGCCACCAUUAGAGCCUCAGUUCUUGCUGGGACUCCAGAGCGGGACAUCUCCAGUGACUUUGAAUUCUUUUUUGUUCCUUCGUUGUCUCCUUGCAAGCUUCUUAAAGAAUGGGUGAUGCAGCAAUGGCUGAAUUCGGGGCAGCGGCUCCUUACCUUCGCAAGUCGGACAAGGAGCGUCUGGAAACCCAGACCAGGCCCUUCGACAGCCGCAACGAGUGUUUCGUGCCCGACGAGAAAGAGGAAUUUGUCAAGGGCAAAGUGACGAGCCGGGAAGGGGCCAUGGUCAACGUGCAGACGGAGAGCGGCAAGACAGUGACGGUGAGGGAGGCCGACGUCCACCAGCAGAAUCCGCCCAAGUUCGACAAGAUCGAGGAUAUGGCCAUGCUGACUUUUCUGCACGAACCGGCCGUUCUCUACAACCUGAAGGAGCGCUACGCCUCUUGGAUGAUCUAUACGUAUUCAGGCCUCUUCUGCGUAACGGUCAACCCCUACAAAUGGCUCCCGGUUUACAACGCUGAGGUUGUGGCUGCCUAUAGGGGGAAAAAAAGGAGCGAAGCCCCUCCCCAUAUUUUCUCCAUCUCCGACAACGCGUAUCAAUACAUGUUGACAGAUCGAGAAAAUCAAUCUAUCCUCAUCACUGGAGAAUCCGGUGCAGGGAAGACAGUCAACACGAAGCGAGUCAUCCAGUAUUUCGCCAGCAUCGCGGCCAUUGGGGACCGCAAGAAAGAGGCCACCAACUCACCCAAGGGGACCUUGGAAGAUCAAAUCAUCCAGGCCAACCCUGCCUUGGAAGCCUUCGGCAACGCCAAAACGUUGAGGAACGACAAUUCUUCCCGUUUUGGUAAAUUCAUCCGAAUUCAUUUCGGAGCAACAGGCAAGUUGGCAUCCGCUGAUAUUGAGACAUAUCUCUUAGAGAAGUCCCGGGUGAUUUUUCAGCUUAAAUCCGAGAGAAAUUAUCACAUCUUCUAUCAGAUCCUGUCCAAUAAAAAGCCAGAACUUUUGGAUCUCCUUUUGGUCACGAACAACCCUUACGACUAUCAUUACGUCUCCCAAGGAGAAGUAACCGUGGCCUCCAUCGAUGACUCCGAAGAGCUAAUGGCUACCGACAGUGCCUUUGACGUCCUGGGCUUCACCCCUGAGGAAAAAGUGGGUGUCUACAAGUUGACGGGCGCCAUCAUGCACUAUGGGAACAUGAAGUUCAAGCAGAAGCAGCGUGAAGAACAGGCCGAGCCUGAUGGGACGGAGGAUGCGGAUAAAUCUGCCUACUUGAUGGGUCUCAACUCAGCCGACUUGGUCAAAGGGGUGUGCCACCCCCGGGUGAAGGUUGGCAACGAAUAUGUCACCAAAGGGCAAAAUGUCCAACAGGUGUAUUAUUCCAUCGGGGCCCUGGCCAAGUCCGUGUAUGAGAAGAUGUUCAGCUGGAUGGUGGUCAGGAUCAAUAACUCUUUGGAGACCAAGCAGCCUCGGCAGUAUUUCAUCGGCGUCUUGGACAUUGCAGGAUUUGAGAUCUUCGAUUUCAACAGCUUUGAGCAGCUCUGCAUCAACUUCACCAACGAGAAGCUGCAGCAGUUCUUCAACCACCACAUGUUUGUGCUGGAACAAGAGGAGUACAAGAAGGAGGGCAUCGAAUGGGUCUUCAUUGACUUCGGCAUGGACCUCCAGGCCUGCAUUGACCUCAUUGAGAAGCCUCUGGGUAUUAUGUCCAUCCUGGAAGAAGAGUGCAUGUUCCCCAAGGCCAGCGACAUGACCUUCAAGGCCAAACUCUACGAUAACCACCUGGGCAAGUCCUCCAACUUCGGAAAAGCCCGCAACACCAAGGGGAAGCCGGAGGCUCACUUUGCCCUGAUGCACUAUGCUGGCACCGUGGACUACAACAUCAACGGGUGGUUGGAGAAGAACAAAGACCCCCUGAACGAUACCGUGGUGGCCCUCUACCAGAAGUCCGCCCUGAAGCUGCUGGCCACGCUCUUCUCCACCUACACGGGCAGCGAGGCGGGCGGAGAGGGCGGGAAGGGCAAAGGCUCCAAGAAGAAAGGCUCCUCCUUCCAGACCGUCUCAGCGCUACACCGGGAGAACCUCAACAAGUUGAUGGCCAACCUCAAAACCACCCACCCUCAUUUUGUGCGCUGCAUCAUCCCCAACGAACGGAAGGAGCCCGGUAUAAUGGACAACCCUUUGGUCAUGCACCAGUUACGCUGCAAUGGCGUCCUGGAGGGGAUCCGGAUCUGUCGGAAAGGAUUCCCCAACCGGAUCCUCUACGGGGACUUCAGGCAAAGGUACCGCAUCUUAAACCCUGCGUCCAUCCCGGAGGGACAGUUCAUCGACAGCCGGAAAGGGGCCGAGAAGCUUCUGAGCUCCCUGGACAUUGACCACAACCAGUACAAAUUUGGACACACCAAGUGUGGCGAUGUUGUCCUAUUCGGCGUCAGGUGA
This is a messenger RNA of Crotalus tigris (Tiger rattlesnake), 2482 nucleotides long. Its product is annotated as myosin-6-like. Gene Ontology annotation, biological process: actin filament organization; vesicle transport along actin filament. NCBI's taxonomy places the organism in Eukaryota, Metazoa, Chordata, Lepidosauria, Squamata, Viperidae. The coding region runs from base 158 to 2482 and encodes 774 amino acids. Gene Ontology annotation, cellular component: myosin complex; cytoplasm; actin cytoskeleton. The transcript is spliced from 21 exons. Gene Ontology annotation, molecular function: microfilament motor activity; actin filament binding; ATP binding. The record is from RefSeq and is a predicted model, not a curated record.